AUGCCAUCCCACAAGACCUUCAUGAUAAAGAAAAAGCUGGUGAAGAAGCAGAGACAGAACAGGCCCAUCCCUUAUUGGAUCCGCAUGCGCAUUGACAACACCAUCCGCUACAACGCCAAGCGCCGCCACUGGCGCCGCACCAAGCUCGGCUUCUAAAUCUUCUGCGUCCGCCGUCACCAUCAUGUUACUUGUAUUUGUCUCGAGCUUUUUUACUUC
Molecule: messenger RNA, 216 nt
Organism: Coffea arabica (coffee)
Lineage: Eukaryota; Viridiplantae; Streptophyta; Magnoliopsida; Gentianales; Rubiaceae
Product: large ribosomal subunit protein eL39x-like
Biological process (GO): translation
Cellular component (GO): cytosolic large ribosomal subunit; ribosome
Molecular function (GO): structural constituent of ribosome
Source: RefSeq, a predicted model, not a curated record